Messenger RNA from Patella vulgata (common limpet), 3863 nucleotides. Its product is annotated as coiled-coil domain-containing protein 89. The transcript has 7 exons. Lineage: Eukaryota; Metazoa; Mollusca; Gastropoda; Patellidae. The coding region runs from base 89 to 1153 and encodes 354 amino acids. The record is from RefSeq and is a predicted model, not a curated record.
UUCAUUCGCAACCAUCAGAAGGAAUAUUUUAAUUUAGAAAUGAAAAUUAAAAUAUUCUAAUUUUCUCAGCCAUUUGCCAAUCUUCAGCAUGGAAUCCACCCCAAGACAGAGGAAAGAGCUUAACAAGAUUGUAACCGAUAGUAACCAGGAUGUCAACGAUAUGCAGUCAAACUUGGCCAAAUUACGAGCAUUAUCAGAAGAUGAUAAAACUGAGGCAGCAAUGCUACGUUCUAGAAUUGAUGAACAAGGUCAGCUUAUCAUGGUUUUAAAGCAACGAACAGAUGAAUCUGUAGUGAAAGCUAUGACAUUGGAUAAAAUAAACACUAAACUAACAGAUGAACGAGAUCGUACUAAGGACAUGUUGAAUCAAGAAAUUAGAAAGUUUAAUAUUUUGGAUAACAGGUUUCAUGACUUGGCUUCCAAUCACGAGGAAAUGAUCAAAAUCAAGGAUGAAUACAAAAGAGUUAAUGUUGAGCUGCGGAAUGAAAAUGCAAAAUUAAGAGAAGAAAAUUCACGUCUUUUUUCUGGUGCCAUUUUAGAAAAGGAUCAAAUAAUAGGAGAGUUAGACACAAAGAUAAGACAGUUACAAGAACAGUCCAAGUUAAUGGAACAAAGAAUUAGACAACAGCAGUCUGACUUUAGAAAUAGAGAAGAGCAGUCUAAGAAAGAAUUACAAACUUUACAAGACAAGUAUAGAACCGAUCUUAAAUCACUUCAACAAAAAUUACAAGAUUCAGAAGAAAGGUUAAAAGGGUUAAAUUAUAAACUUCAAAUGCAGAUUGAUGGUCGAGAGUCUCAGGCAACAGAAUCUUCAACUAAAUUAAAUCAGAUUACUAAACAAAGGGACGAGUUAUUAGAUUUAGCAAUGCAGCGUGGUAAACUGAUUCAGAAAGAACAAACCGAAAAUAAACUUCUACAAAAGAAAAUAGAGGAAAUGGACAAAUCUGUUAAAGCUAUGGAAGAAAAGUUUGAGAGACAAGCCUGUGCUGUUAAUGCUAAUUUACAAGUAAAGCGAUUAAAAGAAGAUUUAAAUUCAGCUGACAAUCGUUACACAGAAAUGACAAAGGAAUUUGAUGCAUUCAAGAAGCAUUCCAAUAAUUUGCUACAAAAAGAACGAGAAUUGAAUCAGAAGUUACGCCAUCUGGUGGGAUGAAAUGUGUGAACAGUUGGGAGUACAUAUACAACUAGCCUUAUCAUACAAUUAUUUUUACAUCAUCAUUAUAUAUAUGUGCACAUAAAGUGUAAUGAGACAAUAAUAUUAACGUUGAUGUAACUAAGUUUAUUUAACUGUAUUCUUAGUGUGAUUAAGGCAAUCUUUCUGGAGGUAGAAACUUAGUUUGCAGAUAUUGGGUUACAUUUUCAAUGUCCAGAGACUUAAAAUUGCUCACUAAACAACAUGUAGUAAUUUCUGAUUUUCUUGUCAAAGGUAGCCGCUGCAGCCCCUACCCCAUCACUAUAAACUCAUUGAACAAAUUAAUAUCAUAUUACUAAUAGUAAGUUAUGGAUAACCCACAACAAAUGUUAAUCAAAUAGAAAUCCAAGGGUUAUCAUUCCAGUCAUGUUUACCAGUCUGGACUGAUUGACAGUGAAACUGAACAGCAUGAGAAAUCAAUGUACAUGCCAUGGUAUUAGAGUUUCAAAGUACUUAGCUUUAACACACAAAAGAUCCAGUGAAAUGUAUAGUUUGUAUGUGUACAAAAUGAGGAUGAUGCUAAAAAUUUGUCAUAUUCUUAGAAAACAAAUAUCUUGCUAUAAAUAACACAUAAAAUUAAUAUUAUGUGGUCAUGUAGCAUGUGCACAGUAUAUGUUAUGUACUGUGUAUAUAAAUUAUCAGUGCUAGUUGAUGUCACUCAUUUUAAUGUAGAUAUGUUUUCAUUUCAAUUUUCUAUGGUUUCAUUUCGAUUUUAUAUGUUUCAACUUUUUCCAUGGAAAUAAAUCCCUUGAUUUCACAUAUUACAUCAUAUACAUCUAAUUUUAAUUGUUUUAAAAUAAAUUGAAUUCUAUCACAAUUUCAAAAAAUAGAUCAAGGCAUUUUGAAGUACAUGUAGAUUAAGAGCAAACAUAUUUAUUACAAACAGUUAAUUGAAGUGACAUUAAUGCUUUGGUGGCCUUCAUUGAUUGAUGAAAAAAAAAAUGUUGAUUUGACAUGAUUUCAGAAUAACAACUACAUGGAGAGUGUUCAAAUAAGAUUGCUUACAUUUUUAAAGUGAAAUAUGUUAACUGUCAAACUAGGAGUCAUACACAUUUAAUUAUUUACUGGUAUUCGGGGGUGGUUAACAAUAUAUGCUUAUAUAGAUAGUUUAUUCUAACUAAGUAGUAGGUCAGUGCUUGAAUUUUGAAUUAUAAAGUGAACCCAUGGUUAUGUCGAUAAACAUGUAUUAUACAAAAAUAAUUACUAGUAGUAAGUAAAGCCUUUACCAAUUUCUAUAGAUUCACAUAUACAUUGAUUUGUAACAAAUUUUAUUUACGGUUUUAAAUAUAUUGCUCGCCUGUGCAUAUUAGUACCUAUCUUAAAUUCCUUGGAUUGUGAAUAAUAAUGUAUUUUUCUAACUGUAACACUGUGAUUAGAAAUAUUAGAUGUGUAUAUCAUGUGUGGUUAAAUGAUCGAGAGCAAGACAUUAAGUAAUAUAUUGAUACUGCACAUGGCCAUUGGUCUGAGUGUUGUUUCAAUAUAUUACGCAAUUGUCUUGAUUACACAAUGUCUUGCUCGAGACAAUUAAACAACUAUAAAUACAAUACUAUACUGCUUGUGCAUUGCAAUGAAAUUAAGACGCGUGUCCAAUAUUUCAUCUUGUAUAAAUAAUGUAUGAUUGGCAAGUUGCCAGUACCAUUAUUUGAAAUAAUGGUAGCCAACUUCAAUGGAUGAUGUCACAUCUGUAUUUUAAGUAUGUUUAAAUUAACAAAACCUGUAUGUUUUUUUUUUGAGAAAUAAAUUGAUAAGAUCUGUAUGUAUUUACAAAUAUUAAAUUUAAAAGACCCAUGUAUAUUAUUAAAUUUAAAAGACCCAUGUAUAGUAUUAAAUAUAUAAUACCUGUAUGUAUUGACAAGUAUUAUAUUUUUAAGACCUGUAUGAACUGACAAGUAUUAAGUUUAAAAGACAUGUAUGUAUUGACAAGUAUUAAGUUUAUAAGACCCGUAUGUGUUUACAAGUAUUAAAUUUUAAGACCUGUAUGCCAAAAUAUUAAGUAGCAUUAAUCAUUGUUGGGAUGCAAAUCUAAUCAGCAUUAUUUAAGAUGAAUGUGAUAUUUAUUAUAUUGUUACCAUUAACCAAUAUUGUUUAUUAUUCCUUUUAUUUUUAUGAUUAAAUUUAUACAUGAUUUUCCUAGAUGUUUUUGUAAACUAUUUUUAACCACAAGCAAUAACAUCACAAAUACUUGAAGAAUCUUUUUAAAAAAAAAAAAAAACUUAUCAAGGAUCUCAUGGAUACAAAUAAUAAAGUUACAUUAAAAUUAGGUCUGUUUGAGUGUGGUGCUUGGUCACAAAUGAGGGGUGGGGGUGAGUUGGUGAUAUUGCUGUUAGCUGAGAAAGUUCUUGGGAUUUCAAAGCCUGGUUCAGAUGGGAUGUAAAACCAUGGUCUACUACUCUUGUGCUCAUUGUUCAUUCCUUGCAAAAGAAACCUUGAAUUUUGGAAAAGAGUAGACAGAUGUCUGGGAAAUAUUUCCCUCAGUACACUGGAUAGUUGUGCAGAAAUGUAGGAUAUUAAAGCUUCUUUUCAAUUGUAUUCACAGGCCUUUCAGCAUGGAAUGUGGGUAUGCAAAACUCCUCUCAAUGUCAAUGAUCCAUUGGAGUACACAAGAUUUUUCAAAUUCAUCAACACCAAUGACUUAUGGAUGCAAUUAUGUUGUGAUGAAGCUUUUACAUUG